This is a messenger RNA of Daphnia pulex (common water flea), 1445 nucleotides long. Its product is annotated as phytanoyl-CoA dioxygenase, peroxisomal-like. Gene Ontology annotation, molecular function: phytanoyl-CoA dioxygenase activity. The coding region runs from base 297 to 1256 and encodes 319 amino acids. NCBI's taxonomy places the organism in Eukaryota, Metazoa, Arthropoda, Branchiopoda, Diplostraca, Daphniidae. The transcript is spliced from 9 exons. Gene Ontology annotation, biological process: fatty acid alpha-oxidation. The record is from RefSeq and is a predicted model, not a curated record.
AGGUAUUUGUUGACUCGGUUCGUUUUCGUUCAGUGCAAAAGUAGGUUGAAAAGUUGAAAAUUCAACUUGUUUUUAUCUAGCUCUUAUAUAACAAUAAGUCAAUAACACGUCUGCCUCAUCUCCUGUAGAAAACGCAUGCUUAUAGUCACGCAACUUAUCAUAGUCAUCUCUGCUGACUACGUCGUUAGGGAGAUACCUUGAUCUAAUAAGUUUGGCAACCACCUUGCUAGAGAAGCUUUAGAUACCUGUUGCUCUGCGCGAAGAAUUUAAGGUAAUUCUAGUUUCACUUUUAAACCAUGGCUGAUGCUAGAUUGAAAGCUGUCCUUGGCCACAUGAAUAAUGGUUAUCAGGGACAUAUGAAUGGCCACUCAAGAUUCCAGUACACCUUGGACAACCCUAUGUUGACGCUGGAGCAGAGGCAAUUCUACGAAGACAAUGGCUUUCUUGUAAUUCCACGCCUUGUUAGCUCACAGUUCUUAGAUGCCUGCAAGGAAAGAUUUCUUGCCUUGUGUGAUCGAAGAGUCCCAUGGGGUGGAAUCACCAUGAUGAAAGACAUUUCUCUGGCUAAAAACAACACAGUGUCAGGUGAACGUCUUUACAACAAAGCUCAAGACUUUGUCUACGAUGAGGUUCUCUUCCAGUUUUGCCUGCUUCCUCAGAUUUUGGACCAUGUUGAAUGCUUUACUGGACCCAAUAUUCGCGCUAUGCAUACCAUGUUGAUCAAUAAACCACCUGAUACAGGAAGUCAAACUUCUCGCCAUCCUCUCCAUCAAGACUUGCACUACUUCCCUUUCCGUCCGGCCGAUCGUAUUGUCUGCGCUUGGACUGCCAUGGAACGCAUCACGCCCGACAAUGGAUGUCUGAUUGUCUUGCCCGGCACCCACAAAGGAGUUUUGCAUCAACACGACUAUCCCGAUUGGGAGAAAGGCGUCAACAAAAUGUAUCAUGGAGUUCGUGGAUAUGACAAUCACCCAAUGGUCGAAUUGCCAAUGGAGAAAGGUGACACUGUUUUCUUCCAUCCAAUCCUUAUCCACGGAUCGGGAAUGAACAGGACCAAUGGAUUCCGCAAAGCUAUUUCAUGCCAUUACAGCUCGGCUGACAUGCAGUACAUCGACAUCCGCGGAACUUCACAGGAAAAUAUCGCCAAGGAAGUCGAAGAAAUCGCCAAGCGUCGCGGCAUGGAACUCGAAUUCCAGGAUAUCUGGCGUUUCCGUAGUCGCUUGUGUCGUGGCCGUGACCCUUCUAUCCCGGCUUAGAACUCGAGUAUCAACAUAUUCUAGGGCUUCUUUCAUCCGCCUUUAUUGCCAAAUUAACCAAUCAACGUACAUAAUAACAAAAUGGGGUACUUUUUUUAAUCUGUAUAAAAUAUUUUACUUAUAUAAUUCUGGGAAUUUUGUUUGAUUCAACUUAUGCAGCUGUUGUCGCAAUACAGUUAAGAAAAACAA